UGUCACGCUGUCCAAGGAUUGGGACAGAAGUUCGUCGUCGAGGCGGCGCGAGCGCGUCGUUUGCUUGGGGAAUUUUGAUCAGAGAGACAUCGUCAUCGAGACCGGAGGCCUGUGACGAAGGUCAAGACGAGUGUCUUGUCCAUGGUCUUUGCGGUCGUCACGUCUUGUCUGGAACCUCUAUAUAAGAAAGCACGUCAGUCCCCGUUGAUGACCAUCUUCCUUCACUCCACUCAUCAGCUCCAUUACACCAACAAGCCUCACCUACAGCUUACAACAAUCACUCUUCUAUCUCUCAUCUACUACAUAACCCACUUACACCAAACCAAUAACACCACAGCCAUCAUGAGAUUCACCAUUGCCAUCACCGCCCUCUUCGCCGGCGUCGCCCUCUCCGCGCCGCUCGAGGAGCGCCAGGCCGUCUACGUCCCUUGCUCCGGCCUCUACGGCACCUCGCAGUGCUGCGCGACGGACGUCCUCGGCGUCGCUGACCUCGACUGCGGCAACCCGCCCGAGGCACCCACCUCGGCCGACGAGUUCAGCUCCAUCUGUUCCGCCAUCGGACAGCGUGCCCGCUGCUGCGUCCUGCCCAUUCUUGACCAGGGCAUUCUCUGCAACACCCCCACCGGUGUCACCGACUAA
Molecule: messenger RNA, 639 nt
Organism: Colletotrichum scovillei
Lineage: Eukaryota; Fungi; Ascomycota; Sordariomycetes; Glomerellales; Glomerellaceae
Product: fungal hydrophobin
Exons: 2
Coding region: 142-639 (165 amino acids)
Cellular component (GO): extracellular region
Source: RefSeq, a predicted model, not a curated record